Molecule: messenger RNA, 921 nt
Organism: Triticum turgidum subsp. durum (durum wheat)
Lineage: Eukaryota; Viridiplantae; Streptophyta; Magnoliopsida; Poales; Poaceae
Source: the annotation of a GenBank genome assembly
AUGAGCUUACCUGCCAUUGGGAUCAUUGGUGCCAUCAAUGAAUGCGUCACUUUGUUUCAGUGGGCCAAGUCUGCCAUUUCAUCUCUGCAUUCCCGAUGGAGUGGCUCACAGGAGCAAAGCCUCCAGGAUGGUGUGUUGCUAUUGGAGAGUGGACUACAGCGCCUCAGGGAUACUUUUCCUGCAAUGUAUGACCUAAUCAACAAAGCAGAGUGGAGAAGCCAUGAGAAAAGUGUGGCCAAACUGCUUCCCAAUCUCAAGGAUGCAGUGUAUGAGGCCGAGGACCUUCUCGGUGAGUUCAAAUGGUACGAGAUGAAGGUGAAAAUGGAGGUCAUUGCAAGCAAAUCUUCUUUUAUUGAAUUUUUUGAUACGGUCAUCCAAGGCAGCUUCAACAAACUGAAUGAUAUCCAGUUGAGGUUGGAUCACCUUUCGAGACAGUUGGAGAAUAUGGGACUUUGUGGAGUUACACAACGCUUUGACAAAUUAGUCAGGCCUGAGACCACCUCUUUGCCAAAUGAAACAAAAAUAUUUGGUCGUGACGAAGAGCUGGAGCAGGUGUUGGGUUUUCUUAAUGUACCUACAAAUUCAAAACGCAAGCGAGCAACUAGUUCAACUAAUGCAUCAACAAGCGCAUCAGCAACCAACCAAGUUAGUAAUGAAUCAAGAAUAUCUAGUAUUCAUGUUCUGUCAAUAGUUGGAAUUGGGGGUGUAGGAAAGACUACUUUGGCCCAACAUAUCUCCAACCAUCAACGAGUGAAGUCACACUUUGAGCUAAUAAUUUGGGUUCGUGUCUCAGAUAAUUUUGAUGUAAAGAGGUUAACUAAAGAGGUCAUACAAUCUUGUAACGGAAAGGAGGCAACAUUUGAUAAUUUGGAUUCUCUUCAACGUGCUCUUUCAAACCAUGUGGCCAAAAAAGGUUAUUGA